This is a messenger RNA of Fusarium verticillioides 7600, 1639 nucleotides long. RefSeq lists its product as hypothetical. The record is from RefSeq and is a predicted model, not a curated record. Lineage: Eukaryota; Fungi; Ascomycota; Sordariomycetes; Hypocreales; Nectriaceae. The coding region runs from base 327 to 1412 and encodes 361 amino acids. The transcript has 2 exons. Gene Ontology annotation, molecular function: glycosyltransferase activity. Gene Ontology annotation, cellular component: membrane.
UCAUGAUAUCGACCCUCUCUAGCCUCUGCCUGUCCAUGCCCCCUCUGCUCAUGUUUGCUUCUCCCCCCUUCUCGCCUCUAAUCCCAGCUCGCAUUCUCCCCAAGCGUGCCAAGUCCGCCAUCAUGCACUUAUAAUUCGAUUCCGAGUCAUAUACCAAUAUUUCACCAAAUCGAAUUGGUUAUCUUGCCCAAUAAUUUGCAGCCGACACAUACCAGACGCCUCUCCCGUGUGCUCUCCCUUGAAGGAACAUUUCCCCUUUAUAUAGCAAUACCCAGAUGUAUCAAGCAUGGGACAGCAUUCCCGGCUAACUACUGCCCCAAGCAACAAUGUUGAAACCUUCAAGCUCCUCCUUCAUGGAGAAGACUCUGCCCCUGAGGAAUAGGGUGGCAGACAAGAUCGAGUGGGUGAAACUUCGUACGCCAAAGGUUGUCAAAUCGAGAGCAUUUCGAAGAGCGGCGACAAUUACAUCCGCUGUAUUCUUUGCUCUCACAUUCAUUAUUGUUUUGGCAAAAUUGACGAAUGCGGGUUUCUUUAUACCAAAACUUGUCAGCCAUAUCUCGAGAUAUCCCACAUGCCAGAGCAAGGGGAUCAAUGGAACGAGGGACAUAUGGGAAGCUUCACAGAAGAAGUACGAGAACCUGAGGGACGAUAAGUUUACAAUUGCUAUGCAGACGUAUCGUCGACCGAAGGAACUCGAAGAAACGCUCAGCAUCAUCCUGAGCGAGGAAGUCCCCUCACUUCUCGAAAUAGUUGUCGUCUGGAACGACCUCGAAAACUAUCCCCCGGAUGACUACGUUUCAAAACACGGAGUCCCCGUCCGAUUCCGAAAGUCGAAACGCAACAGCCUCAACGAAAAGCUCUGGCCUGAUCCCGACUACAAGACACAAGCGAUUCUGCUCUCAGAUGACGAUGUCUACUAUCACCCGAACGAUCUCGAGUUCGUCUUCCAGACAUGGCGCAAGUUUGGCAGGAAUCGAAUGGUCGGUGCUCUCGCUCGAUGCACGCCUGUCGAUACGUUUGGAUACCACAAGUACACGUUCUGCUCCAGCAGAUGGGGAGAGGAUGACUAUAACAUGAUUCUGACCAAUCUCGCUUUCUCACAUGUCUCAUUCCUCGACUAUUACUCAUCUAACGACACGAUCAUGACACAGAUCAGAGAGUAUGUCGACGAGGGCUUCAACUGCGAGGAUCUUGCCAUGAACUACGUCCAUGGACUUCUCACAGGCGAGGGGCCCCUUCUCAUCAACGGACAUGAGAAAUAUGUCAACUUUGUUCCUAAAGUUGGGAUCAGUAUGAAGAAGGGUCAUAUGGAGGCCCGAAGUGCCUGUCUCAACAACUUUUCCAAGAUGUUUGGAUGUCACCCCUUGGUCGACGAGACCGGAUACAUCCAACGAGGUGUGUUGGUAAUGUGAGAGAUUUCAGAAAUAACAUAUUGUUUUGAGCGGUUUGAGUCGUAACGAAGCGAGUCUCGUGUGAAUAGUGUAUAACAAGACGGGACAAGGACCAGAUAGUUGGUUGAACAGUUAACUAAGGUAGGCAGAGUCAUAGACGGCUGCGCCGGGAGCAUUGUAUCGUGGUAAUUAUCAAUUUAACGAAUAAAUUGGAAAAUUCAAACGACAGAUAAGAAAGUCAAGCAAUG